ACAACAACUCCAAAGUUUCUGGUUUCUACACUCUCUCACUGAAUCUCAACCUCACACCAAUCUCUUCGAUUCCAUCAUUUUUCUUAGCUUCCAUUGUCGUUACUCUUAGCUUCUUCUUCUUCCAAUUAAUAUGUCAAUUGGGUUUUCUUAUUAAUCAAUCAUUUCAACUGGGUCGUCUUCUAUUGAAAUCUUGAUUGCCCCACUCCAAUGGAAAAUUCGAUUCUUCUUCCUACCGGAAAUCAGUUCCACCCCAAGUUACCCUUUCUCGCAUUCAGGCCUAGAAAGUUGUCCCUGUCUCAUGGCUUCACUAGAGAGCAAAUGUGGAGGAUCAAGAAAGUUAAAGCAACGAGUGAAAGUUCCGGGGAAGAUGAGGAAUCGGAUGAUGCUUUAAAGGCUACUAUUGAAAAGAGCAAAAAGGUUUUAGCCAUGCAGAAGGACCUACUCCAACAGAUUGCAGAAAGAAGGAAAGUAGUCACUUCAAUAAAAAGCAGUCUUGAAGAUGCCAAAGGUACUUUUGAUGGUGGGAAUGGUAGCUUAUCAGAUGAUGAUAAUAUCCCUGAUGUGGAUAAAGACUAUGAUGUUACCUCACCUAGUGCUGCUACUACAGUUACUGAUGUCCAAAAAAAUACACCACCAGCUAUAAGCCAAGAUUUUGUUGAAAGUAAAAGAGAAGUCAAAAGGGACCUGGCCGAUGAAAGGGCAACCCCACUGUCAAGAUCAUCCAUCACAGCCAGUAGCCAGACUUCCUCUACCAUAGGUUCUGCCAAAGGAACGUUAAAUGUCCCUCCAGGAACUCCAAAGUCCAGUCAAGAAGCACCUUUGGAUGUGAGUUCACGCAAAACUUUGGUUGAUAUUCCUGAAAAGAAGAUCCAGUCUUAUGUGCCUUCAUUACGUAAAGAAUCCUCAGCACAAUCUCAUGUGAAGCAGAAGAAUAAAAAUCUUGAAGGAUCAAGUGCUGAGGCAAAUGAAGAGACUAAAGACCCUGUGGAUGUAGAUGAGAAACCCCCUCCAUUGGCAGGAACAAAUGUUAUGAACAUUAUUUUGGUGGCUGCAGAAUGCGCUCCAUGGUCUAAAACUGGUGGGCUUGGAGAUGUUGCCGGAGCAUUACCCAAGGCUUUGGCUCGACGUGGCCACAGAGUUAUGGUUGUGGCACCUCGUUAUGGCAACUAUCCUGAACCUCAAGAUUCUGGUGUGAGAAAAGUUUAUAAAGUUGAUGGUCAGGAUGUGGAAGUGACUUACUUCCAAGCUUAUAUUGAUGGCGUGGAUUUUGUUUUCAUUGACAGCCAUAUGUUUCGGCAUAUGGAAAAGAACAUUUACGGAGGGAACCGUGUGGAUAUUUUAAAACGCAUGGUUUUAUUUUGCAAAGCAGCAAUUGAGGUUCCGUGGCAUGUUCCGUGUGGUGGGGUCUGCUAUGGAGACGGAAAUUUAGUGUUUAUUGCUAAUGAUUGGCAUACUGCUUUAUUGCCAGUUUACCUGAAAGCUUAUUAUCGUGACAAUGGAAUGAUGAAAUAUACAAGAUCUGUCUUGGUGAUUCAUAACAUCGCUCAUCAGGGUCGAGGUCCUUUGGAGGAUUUUUCACAUGUAGAUCUUCCACCACACUACACGGACCCUUUCAGGUUGUAUGACCCAAUAGGAGGUGAACAUUUCAACAUUUUUGCGGCUGGUUUAAAGACAGCAGAUCGUAUAGUUACAGUUAGUCAUGGAUAUUCAUGGGAACUAAAAACUUCUGAAGGUGGUUGGGGAUUGCAUGAGAUAAUUAAUGAGAACGGUUGGAAAUUACGGGGUAUUGUGAAUGGGAUUGAUACGAAAGACUGGAACCCUGAGUUGGAUGUUCACUUACAGUCAGAUGGUUACGUGAACUACUCCUUGGACACACUGCAGACUGGCAAGCCUCAAUGUAAAGCGGCAUUGCAGAAGGAACUUGGUUUACCAGUUCGCGAUGAUCUCCCACUGAUCGGUUUCAUUGGGAGGCUUGACCCCCAAAAGGGUGUUGAUCUGAUAGCUGAGGCAGUGCCCUGGAUGAUGGGUCAGGAUGUACAACUGGUCAUGUUGGGAACGGGAAGGCCUGAUCUUGAACAGAUGCUAAGGCAAUUUGAGUGCCAACACAAUGAUAAAAUUAGAGGAUGGGUUGGUUUCUCUGUGAAGACUUCUCAUCGUAUAACUGCUGGUGCGGACAUUCUGCUCAUGCCUUCUAGAUUUGAGCCUUGUGGACUGAACCAGCUUUAUGCUAUGAAAUAUGGGACUAUUCCUGUUGUUCAUGCUGUAGGAGGACUCAGAGAUACUGUGCAGCCCUUUGAUCCUUUUAAUGAGACAGGACUAGGGUGGACAUUCAGGAGGGCUGAAGCUAACCAGCUGAUCCACGCGUUAGGAAAUUGCUUACUGACUUAUCGCCAGUACAAAAAGAGUUGGGAGGGGCUUCAGACACGUGGUAUGAUGCAAGACUUAAGUUGGGAUAAUGCUGCUCAAAACUAUGAAGAAGUUCUCAUUGCUGCCAAGUAUCAGUGGUGAGGUUCAUUACUUGUCUAGGUAUACGGGGAAUUUUAGCCAUUCUAUCAAGUUCUAUUGAUGGCUUUUCAGCUCCUCUUUGUGGGGGGGAGGGUCUAAAAUGUUGUGUUUUUGCUGGGCAUAUCUGAUAACUGUACUGCUGUAAUUUUGCUCAAACAAGGCAUGUCCGAAACCCAUAUCUUUCUUCAAGCGACUCAAUUUCAGGGACCUGUUUGCUGGCAUAGACACACAAGAGGAUGCAACAAAUUGGCUAACUAUCAUACUACCACCUUCGUCACUUUGAUCAUAUAAUCAUGUAUAUUCCGUUUAGUUACAAGAUGUAGCCAAUCUCUACUCUAUUUUUGUUGAGCGUUUUACGGAACAGCUAGUGUCAAAUAAUAUGCGUAAAGCAUCAGUGACCCAGUUUUAGUUUCCAAAUGUAUCAUCUCUAUAAGCUCUGGUAUGCUAGGCUCAUGACAAUUGCACUUGUAUCCUGGAAUGAGCAUGAUGCAUGAGAUUCUUCAUCGUCGAUUUAUUUUCAA
Messenger RNA from Capsicum annuum, 3026 nucleotides. Its product is annotated as granule-bound starch synthase 2, chloroplastic/amyloplastic. Gene Ontology annotation, molecular function: alpha-1,4-glucan glucosyltransferase (UDP-glucose donor) activity. The transcript has 8 exons. NCBI's taxonomy places the organism in Eukaryota, Viridiplantae, Streptophyta, Magnoliopsida, Solanales, Solanaceae. The record is from RefSeq and is a predicted model, not a curated record. The coding region runs from base 208 to 2508 and encodes 766 amino acids.